UGGACCCAGAAAUUUUGGAUAAUGAUGAAUAUUUACAUAUUUCACCUAUUGAUGUAAUUCAUCUAGGCACUAUGAAACGGAUUGGAGCUGCUUGCAUAGUAUUUUACAUUAGGAUCUUACAUGAAAAGUUGGUGAAGGCAAAUCGAGCACAAUAUUUUCGUUUCUUUCAUCCAAUUUUAGCUUUGGAUUCAUGUCAAGCACAAAAUGCAAUGACAAUGGCAGAUCGCAUGGAAGGAACAGAAGCAGGACAAUUUUGGUUGCUUUCUGUUAAUACUGGAGACCAUUGGAUGCUAGCAAUUAUUGAUGUAUUGCGUGAAACAUGUUAUUGGCUUGACUCAAUUGGAUUACCCCCGCCUAAUAAAAUUAAAUCUCUAAUGGCAAUGACUUUUGAUUACUACAAUGCUUCCAGUAAUAGGCAGCCAAAAAAGUCUGGCAUUACAUGGAAAUCUAUAAAAUGUCCUCAACAAAUAUCGGAUUUUGAGUGUGGAUAUUAUGUAAUGAGAUACAUGCGUGAAUUUUGCAUGAAUUCUAGACCUAUCAAUUGGCUAACCACUCAAUGGAAUGGGAAAAAAACUUAUACAAAACAAGAAAUUGAUGAAAUUCGUUUGGAAUGGGCUGACCAAUUUUUAGAAGAAAUUACAGAAGAUGGAGUGCUUUAAUUGAGUGAUCACAAUAAAAGAAACAUUGUUAUUGUGUUAUGCAAACCUUUCAGUUUAUUAAUUUGUUUUAAGGUAGUAAGUGCUUGUUU
This is a messenger RNA of Cannabis sativa, 748 nucleotides long. RefSeq lists its product as uncharacterized. Gene Ontology annotation, molecular function: deNEDDylase activity; cysteine-type peptidase activity. The transcript is spliced from 6 exons. Lineage: Eukaryota; Viridiplantae; Streptophyta; Magnoliopsida; Rosales; Cannabaceae. The coding region runs from base 72 to 659 and encodes 195 amino acids. Gene Ontology annotation, biological process: proteolysis. The record is from RefSeq and is a predicted model, not a curated record.